Messenger RNA from Dioscorea cayenensis subsp. rotundata (Guinea yam), 951 nucleotides. RefSeq lists its product as uncharacterized. Bases 79 to 633 code for a protein of 184 amino acids. The record is from RefSeq and is a predicted model, not a curated record. Lineage: Eukaryota; Viridiplantae; Streptophyta; Magnoliopsida; Dioscoreales; Dioscoreaceae. The transcript is spliced from 4 exons.
UCGUCCUCGCCGCCAUUCGCAAGCUCUCUGCUUCUCCUUCCCGCUCUCGUCCCAAAACCUAAUUCUCGAGAUCGAGAGAUGCUUGCGCGAAGGCUGAAAUCUCUAUUCCACACGUCUUCCAGGCUUCGUGAUCGUCCUCUUUCUCCUCAUUUUCUAAGUUGGUUGUACACUUCGUCGGAGCAGGCUGGCAGGAAGAGCUCGUUUAGGCGGAAGGCAGUGCCGAUCGUGCUGAUAAGCUUGACGGGAGGCGUUGCACUCAGUGCCCUCAAUGACCUAGCCAUUUUUCAUGGCUGCAGCUCAAAGGCAAUAGAGAGGGCUAGUCAGAAUCAGAAAGUUGUCGAGAUUCUUGGUGAGCCAAUUGUCAGAGGUCCUUGGUAUGAUGCUUCUCUUGCAGUCGGGCAUAGGAGGCACUCUGUAUCUUGCACAUUUCCUGUGACUGGGCCACUUGGUUCAGGCACCUUUCAAUUGAAGGCUAUUCGGAAUGGAGAGGACACUUGGUUUUCAUUUCUACGACACCACGACUGGGACAUACUAUUAUUGGAAGCUCUUGUCCAUCGCCCUUCCAACGAUGACAAAGAUCAAACACUACGAAUAAGUAUUGCAGAUCAAAUGGCAUCACCACCUCAGAACUAGCACUUGGAGUGCACGGACUGCAAACUUCCUGCUCCUAAAACCUCAUAAAUAUGAGUUAUUUUUUGCUUGUCAAAGCUCUCCAGAAAUUUCAAUUUUCAGCCAUCUGUUUAUAGAAUAAAAGUACAUACCAGAAUGAUCAACUGUUUUUCUGUCAUUCAACCUAUUCACAUACCCGCAUCCAGUGAAGAAAUGAACUUUUUCAUGAGUUUUAUUGAAAAGAAAAAAAAGAAAAAGGGUAAUGAAGAGUUUGAUCUCUCUAAACUAACUCGGUUUAUGUAAGUUAAAACUUAUUGAAAAAGGUUUGCCAAUUAAAUUCAA